AUGGUUUGGGGGAAGAGAUGCUACGGUAAUAGCGACGUCGUGUCGGUGGACAAGGAAGAGGCAGGCAAGCAGCGAACCCAGCAGAUUACGAAGGAGGCUUUACAAGGUCUGAUUGGUGAGAAAAGGACAAAGGGUAAAAAUGGAACUAACAUGAUCGAUCAUUUGCUUUCCCCUGCAGGAGACACAGCUUGA
Messenger RNA from Prunus armeniaca (apricot), 192 nucleotides. The record is from the annotation of a GenBank genome assembly. Lineage: Eukaryota; Viridiplantae; Streptophyta; Magnoliopsida; Rosales; Rosaceae.